UUCUCGCUGGCGACCCACCGGCACCAGCCACCAGGCCACGAGUGCACCACCCGCGAGCUGCCGGCCGCCGUGUGGCCACUAGAAAUAAGAAAAAGAAAAACACUCGCAAAAAUCCAUCCCCGCCACGGCCACCCGCUCCUCAUCGCCCCACCCCGCCGCCACGCCGGGGGAGUAAUAAAAACCAAAGUGUGGCGCCUCCCAUUCGUCCGGCUCCCCGUCCCCGGUGCCAAGUCAAAGCCAGCCAGCCAGCCACGCGAGGAGGUAGAGAGAGGGGGCGCAUCGCGGCGGCGGCGGAUAUGGCGGCGGAGAGGGACAUCGACGACCUGCCGCGGGGCGCCGCCAACUACACGGCGCUCACGCCGCUCUGGUUCCUGGAGCGCGCCGCGCUGGCGCACCCCGCCCGGGCGUCCGUCGUGCACGGCCCCGUGCGCUACACCUGGGCCGACACCUACCGCCGCUGCCGCCGCCUCGCCUCCGCCCUCGCUCGCCGGUCCGUCGGGCACGGGACCACGGUAGCUGUAAUAGCUCCAAACAUUCCAGCAGUAUAUGAGGCUCAUUUUGGAGUUCCAAUGGUUGGAGCAGUGGUGAACUGCGUCAACAUUCGAUUAAAUGCUCCUACUGUUGCAUUUCUCUUGGAGCACUCGUCAGCGGAAGUUGUGAUGGUUGAUCAGGAAUUUUUCUCCCUAGCAGAGGAUUCUCUGAGGAUUAUCGCGGAGCAAAAGAAAGGCGCUUUCAAAAAGCCACUUCUAAUUGUUAUUGGUGAUCAAAUCUGUGAUCCUGCGUCCCUAAAAAGUGCUUUGAGCAAAGGAGCCAUUGAGUAUGAGAAGUUCUUGGAAACCGGUGAUCCUGAGUUUGCCUGGAAACCACCACAGGAUGAAUGGAAGAGUAUUGCCUUAGGUUAUACUUCUGGGACGACUUCUAAUCCAAAGGGCGUGGUAUUGCAUCACAGGGGAGCUUACCUAAUGUCACUGAGUGGUGCUCUCGUAUGGGGAAUGAAUGAAGGUGCUGUUUAUUUGUGGACUUUGCCGAUGUUCCACUGCAAUGGCUGGUGCUAUACAUGGACUCUUGCUGCUCUUUGUGGAACAAGCAUUUGUCUUCGUCAGGUAACAGCAAAGGCCAUCUUCUCGGCAAUAGCCAACCAAGGCGUGACCCACUUCUGUGGAGCACCGGUUGUCCUCAACACCGUCGUCAACGCGCCGCCGGCUGACACCAUCCUCCCACUGCCCCGGGUCGUCAACGUCAUGACCGCCGGCGCCGCCCCGCCGCCCUCGGUGCUCGCGUCCAUGUCGAAGCUCGGCUUCCGCAUCACCCACACCUACGGCCUGUCCGAGACGUAUGGCCCGUCCACGGUGUGCGCGUGGAAGCCGGAGUGGGACGACCUGCCGGACGACGAGCGCGCCCGCCUCCACGCUCGCCAGGGCAUCCGCUACGUCGGCCUAGAGGGCCUCGACGUCGUGGACCCGAAGACGAUGGCACCCGUCCCCGCCGACGGCUCCACCCUCGGGGAGAUCGUCAUGCGCGGGAACGGCGUCAUGAAGGGGUACCUCAAGAACCCCAAGGCGAACGCGGAGGCGUUCGAGAACGGGUGGUUCCACUCCGGCGACCUGGGCGUGAGGCACCCCGACGGGUAUGUCGAGGUGAAGGACCGGGCCAAGGACAUCAUCAUCUCCGGCGGGGAGAACAUCAGCAGCCUGGAGGUGGAGAAGGCCGUGUACCAGCACCCGGCGGUGCUGGAGGCGUCGGUCGUCGCGCGGGCCGACGAGCAGUGGGGGGAGUCGCCGUGCGCGUUCGUGACGGCCAAGGACGGCGUCGACCGCUCCGACGAGGCGGCGCUGGCCGGCGACAUCAUGCGGUUCUGCCGCGAGAGGCUGCCGGGUUACUGGGUGCCCAAGUCCGUCGUGUUCGGGCCGCUGCCCAAGACGGCGACGGGGAAGAUCAAGAAGCACGAGCUGAGGGCCAAGGCCAAGGAGUUGGGCCCGGUCCGGAAGAGCAGGAUGUGAGCCCAUCUUAAGCUCUCAAGGAACACUUGUUUGUUUGUACGGAGUGCUACUGUAUUUGUGGUCACCAGUUCGCCCUUGCCAUGUACUUUUAGGAGAGAGUUGUAAACUGUUAGCCUCGUUCUUGUAUCACCAACACGAUCGAUGAGUGAUUGGAGCUUGAAAUAAUACACAAGCAGGUGAGGAUUAUUGCCAACUCGAUGAAAAAUGAAGAUCAAAGGUAAGAAGUAGUGUCUGAUAAA
Molecule: messenger RNA, 2239 nt
Organism: Oryza brachyantha (malo sina)
Lineage: Eukaryota; Viridiplantae; Streptophyta; Magnoliopsida; Poales; Poaceae
Product: acetate/butyrate--CoA ligase AAE7, peroxisomal-like
Exons: 3
Coding region: 297-2000 (567 amino acids)
Source: RefSeq, a predicted model, not a curated record